This is a messenger RNA of Cladophialophora yegresii CBS 114405, 789 nucleotides long. RefSeq lists its product as uncharacterized. The record is from RefSeq and is a predicted model, not a curated record. Gene Ontology annotation, cellular component: membrane. NCBI's taxonomy places the organism in Eukaryota, Fungi, Ascomycota, Eurotiomycetes, Chaetothyriales, Herpotrichiellaceae. Bases 1 to 789 code for a protein of 262 amino acids. Gene Ontology annotation, biological process: transmembrane transport; carbohydrate transport. The transcript is spliced from 4 exons. Gene Ontology annotation, molecular function: carbohydrate:proton symporter activity.
AUGGCCCACGUUCGGGCGAAAGCCAAAACGUACAACUUUACAAUCGCAUUUUUUGUUGCCCUGGGUUCAUUCACUUAUGACUUCAACCUGGCCUUCAUUGGUUCUGUCACCGGCCUUUUUUCCUUCGCCGGAUACUUCAACUUCGAAGUCACCAGUUCCCAUGGCGGUAGCAUCAUCGGGGCAAGCAACGGUCUCUAUGCCGGCGCUGGCAGGAAGCGCGCCGUUCAAGUGAUUCGCGUGGUCUGUAUUGUCUCAGCAGCAUUACAAGUCGGUUCGGUCCACAUCGCUAUGUUUCUGGUCGGUCGAUUCUACAACGGUCUUGGAGUCGGGUUUGUCAACGCGGCCGUCCCAGCGUACAUCUCUGAGAUCUCUCCGCCUGUCCAGCGAGGGCACAUGGUGUGGUCUCACGGGUUCAGCAUUUUUGUCUCACAUCCUUGUGCUGGCUGGUGCGGCUUUGGUACCUACUAUGAAGACGACGCCACUAUUCAAUGGAGACUGCUUCUCUUUCUGCUGUUUUGUGGAAGUCCCAUCAUUCCUGAGUCACCUCGAUGGCUCGUCAACAAUGACCAGGAUGAUAAAAAGGUGUUGGAGAAACUCCGUACCCAUCCCAGCGACCCCGAACAUAUUGGCGCCCGGGAGGAACACAUGCAAAUCUGCCGGCAAAUCGAGCUUGAGAGAGCUCGGCCUUCUCUCAAUAUGUUUCAACUUAUUGUCGACCGCAGGUAUCGCAAGAGAAUGCUCUUCGGCUCUACCUUCAGGCAAUGUGUCGGAGCAGCAGAGAGCUCUUGA